AUGUUAGUCAAAGGCAGGCUUGAGUUUGCCAAGCACCCAGGGUUCUCGACAAGCACAAACCCCUGUGCUUGUGAGAAAUGUUUAUCAGAAGAUGAUCCGUGGUUUAUGCAGCUUUUCAACAGAUCUGUUAAACCAUUUUUGUCAUCAGAAGACAAUCUUUCAGAGGAUGCUUUUAACUGGUGGAAGAAUGAAAGGCGUAACUUCGGUGUCUACAAUAAAACAGUGGACAACCUGUUUCAAAUGUUCCCACCCAGUCCAGAUCUUACAGAACCCAGUCCUGACCGCUGCAGGACUUGUGCCGUGGUGGGAAAUUCUGGCAAUCUGAAGCGAUCAUAUUAUGGACCUCUCAUAGAUUUGCAUGAUGUCAUCAUAAGAAUGAAUGGUGGUCAUACCAAAGGCUAUGAAAGAGAUGUUGGGACCAGAACAACUCAUCAUAUCAUGUAUCCAGAGAGUGCUGUGGACUUAGACAACACCACUCAUCUUGUGCUGGUUCCAUUCAAGAUACAAGAUCUUGAGUGGCUGAUGAAGGCCUUCACCACGGGGUUUUUUGGAGAGUCAUACAUGCCAGUAAAGUCAAACAUCAAAGCUAACAAGGAUUUGGUGAUGGUGAUCAAUCCAGCUUUCAUGAGGUAUGUUCAUGAAAGCUGGCUGGAAAAUAAAGGCGGGUAUCCAUCCACAGGCUUCAUGGCUUUGGAUCUUGCCCUGCAUAUUUGUGAUGAGGUCCAUGUGUUUGGCUUUGGAGCAGACAAAGAUGGAAACUGGAAUCAUUAUUGGGAAAACCUAACAGACAAAAAUCUAAAAACUGGACUACAUCCUGGGACCCAUGAGUAUGACAUUAUCAAGAAGCUAGCUGAGAAACAAAAAUUGAAGUUGUGGUGA
Larimichthys crocea (large yellow croaker) is the source of this 879-nucleotide messenger RNA. RefSeq names its product CMP-N-acetylneuraminate-beta-galactosamide-alpha-2,3-sialyltransferase 1-like. Lineage: Eukaryota; Metazoa; Chordata; Actinopteri; Sciaenidae. Gene Ontology annotation, cellular component: membrane. The record is from RefSeq and is a predicted model, not a curated record. Gene Ontology annotation, molecular function: beta-galactoside (CMP) alpha-2,3-sialyltransferase activity. Gene Ontology annotation, biological process: sialylation. The transcript has 7 exons. Bases 1 to 879 code for a protein of 292 amino acids.